AUGAGCCUCUAUCUCAUUCCAUCGAGCAAGUACGCCCAAUGGACUCCUCUGACUGCAAUCACUGAUAGCUUCCAAGACUGGUCUGCGUUGAUGCCCCAGAAGAAGAUCUCGAAGAACAGCGCUGGACCUAGCAACCACUUUGUGUUCACGGGACCAACAACACAAGAUGACGACGGAUCCGAGGAGGAUUCCGACGAAACAGCAACCCUUGUGACCUAUGGUCAAAGUUCAAAAUCGCGUGGCAAGCAGCCGGUAGGCCGAGUGGUUCCCAGAUCACCAUCCCCAACCGGACCUCCAACGAUCCAGUACUUCGUCGAGCCUUUGAAUCGCAAGAGCAUCUACCGCGCCAAGUUCCGCUAUCGGUCGAUUCACACGAUCGCGAAGAUACUACAUGGGGUAUCAUACGAGUCCCACAAGCUGUCGCCCGAACAACAUCGACGAUGGAAGAGGGAUCUGAAGGCCGUCGAGGAGAUAGUAGCAGCAAACCUAGAGCCCGAACGCCAGAACAAGCGAAAGCAACUCAGUGAGGGAGGUCCGUCGCGAAAGAAGUUCGCGCCGGAUCCUAAAGCAGAGGUCGUCGAGAUCUCGGACUGA
Fulvia fulva is the source of this 594-nucleotide messenger RNA. RefSeq lists its product as uncharacterized. The record is from RefSeq and is a predicted model, not a curated record. The transcript is spliced from 4 exons. NCBI's taxonomy places the organism in Eukaryota, Fungi, Ascomycota, Dothideomycetes, Mycosphaerellales, Mycosphaerellaceae. Bases 1 to 594 code for a protein of 197 amino acids.